AACUGAGGUUCUGUGAGCCUCCCCUCCUGUUUGCAUGGGAAAUCUUGGCGGCAGACAGCUCCAUCUAGCCGUGCGCAAUAAUUGAAAUGGCGCAUAUGGCUGCGGGCAAAGGCUGUGAGGGCGCACAAUGAAUGCAUGUCCUUAGACGUCAUUUGCUUUUAAUGGCCUCCAGGAAAUUUGGCAUUACAAGGAAAGAGAGGGAGUGAGGAUUGAACACCACAAGGAUAUAGAUCUAGAAUUUUGUUUAGGCUAUAGAAGAAAAGAAUAUGCUUUUAUUGCCACUUUAUCAACUAGUUCAAAUGCGCCUCGUGCUUUAGAGAGACUAACUGAUUCGGAGAAGGAAAAUGUGUUGCCUCUGUGAAAGCGCCUGAGGGAAUAUUACAUCAGACGAAAUGACAGAGAUUAAAAUCAGCCUUUUCUGCUUCUCCAAAAGUCUCUGGAACGGCGUGAUGACACUUGCCUGAUGCGUAAACCGUUAUACGAUGAACUUUAAACCCUCACCGGCUAUUUUGUUUUUUACUUUGGCGGAAAAUACGAAAAGAGCACAACAGUAAAUGAUUACGAGUAAUCGAGGAGGGGAUAUCAGGUUUUCAUCAGUUCAGAUGAGUCUGGUCGGGCUUGAGUUAAUUGUCCUCUAAUCCUGUGGCCCCAGAGGCGUUUGCGCAGCCCGGAGCGAGAAUUCUUCUUUCGGCUGUGCUCUGUGAUUUACAGACGGAUUAUUGUCUUUCGUCUGGCCAUAAGCAAAGCAGCAGUUUCAUUUUGGCCAAAAAAGAAAGUCAAGAGGCUGAUAUACGCAGCAGAAUCUGAGUAUUAAGAAAUAAGAAGAUCUAGAGGGGGAAGGAGCGAUCUGGUCUCCCGGAGAAGGAAGGGAGAAGCAUGUCACGUCUGUCUCUGACCCGGUCUCCGGUCUCUCCUCUGGCCGCGCAGGGGAUUCCGCUCCCGGCACAGCUCACCAAAGCCAACGCGCCCGUUCACAUCGACGUGGGUGGACACAUGUACACCAGCAGCCUCGCGACCCUCACCAAAUACCCAGACUCACGGAUCAGCAGGCUGUUUAAUGGAACUGAACCGAUAGUUUUGGACAGUUUAAAGCAGCAUUAUUUCAUCGACAGGGACGGAGAAAUAUUCCGCUACAUCCUUGGUUUCCUGCGAACCUGCAAACUGCUCCUGCCGGAAGAUUUUAAGGACUUCCACCUCCUGUAUGAAGAAGCACGGUAUUACCAGCUGUCGCCCAUGAUCAAGGAGCUGGAACGGUGGAAACAGGAAAGAGAGCAGCGACGUCUGGCACAGCCCUGUGACUGCCUGGUCGUCCGCGUGACCCCUGACCUCGGUGAGAGGAUCGCACUCAGUGGGGAGAAAGUUCUAAUCGAGGAGAUCUUCCCCGAAACCGGUGAUGUCAUGUGUAACUCCGUCAACGCUGGCUGGAACCAAGAUCCAACCCACGUCAUCCGCUUUCCCCUGAACGGCUACUGCAGACUGAACUCUGUUCAGGUGCUGGAGCGUCUCUUCCAGAAAGGUUUCAAUGUGGCAGCAUCCUGUGGUGGCGGAGUUGACUCCUCCCAGUUCAGCGAAUACGUGCUGUGUCGUGAGGAUAGGCGGAGUCAGUCCAUGAACACGCCCAUUAGGAUAAAACAGGAGCCGCUGGACUAAAGGCACACGUCGAGGCCCUCGGCCCUUGACCGAACUACACAACACACUACACACACAGACAGACGUCCACAGACUCACAGCUCUACAGAGCUCAGCGUUUAUAAGGGGAAUGUAAUUUAUCACACACAAAAACCACAGCAGUUACAAACCCAAAGAACAUUAACAGGAACGACACUGGAGCAGCUCAGCGUUCCAACUUCCUGUGUUCUCUCCAAGCCACCAAUGAGAGGGCGCCUUCAGUUCAGAUGGGAUACAUGCCCCACCCUUCUCUCACUGCAGUGUGUAUCAGUAUGUUUUAUUGUGCUGUGAUGAUUUUAUGCGGUGUGCACCGUUUUAUCGGGUCACGCUUAUGGACGCCUUGUUCCUCUUUGUACACACGGAAUGGAUGAAAACGAUCUCUUGAACAACAACUGAGGCUGACAUCACUCUCAACAUUAGGGGUCUGGCGUAAACUUUUCUCACCAUGCGAUUGUUUUUAAUUUCGUCAUUGUUGUUUAUAAAGUACUUUUUAAUUUGUUUAUAGCACCAUGUUGUAUGCAGUUAUCACACUGCGAGAAAUCUUUUUUUUAGUCUGUUUUUUUGUCUUGUUUUCCAGUAAAAAUAUCUAAAUAUAAAACAAGAUAUAUUCACUUAAAGCAAAAAUGAGUAAUAAACAGAGUCAGAAAAUAACUUUUGUAUUUUUUUAUUUAGGGGCAAUAUUCGCCUCUGGAUUUGAUUUUAAGGGGCAUUUUACCUUUAUGAGGACAUAUUUUUCUAACCAUUUAAAACAUCCGUUGACUCAUCCGUUGACUAAUAUCAAUUAAUGAAUUCAUAUAAUAUUAAUCAAAUUAAUUCAUAUAAUAUUAAGAACAAUAUAAGAUGUUACAAAUACAAAACAGAAUAAUUAAUUACGAGGACAUUUUUUUUUGCCACCCACAUUUUGAAUUUCUGGGGAACUUUUAUCAUUUUUGGUGGCUUUUUGCCAUGAGCCCUCCUUAAAGGAACAGUUCACCCAAAUAUGAAAAUUCUCUCAUCAUUUAAUCCUCCUCAUGCCAUCCCAGAUGUGUAUGACUUUCUUUCUUCUGCUGAAAACAAAGAAGAUUUUCAGAAGAAUAUUUCAGCUCUUUAGGUCCAUACAACGCAAGUCAAUGGUGGCCAGACCUUUGAAGGCCCAAAAAGCACAUUAAGGCAGCAUAAAAGUAAUCCAUAAGACUCCAGUGGUUAAAUACAUAUCUUCAGAAGCGAUAUGAUAGAUGUGGGUGAGAAACAGAUCAAUAUUUAAGUCCUUUUUUACUAUAAAUUCUCAUCCCUGCCCAGUAUGUGGCGAUAUGCGCAAAACUCACACUAUUGGUUGAGCCAAUGUUGCUGCAUCGAUCUGGAAGGGCCACUCAAACAAACAGUUUUUAUAGCCACUUUUUGGUGAAAUCAACCUACGAAUGGCUUACUUAUAUUCGAUUCUGCAUAUUAAGCUGGGAUAGGAUAGGUAUUUUAACUUAGAAAAAAUGACAAACUUCAGCUUUAAAGAUGUUUAGAUAUAAUCACUGGAAAUCAAUACAAAAAUACUGAUUAAGAAAAUGAUUUUUUGCAGUGAUUAGUACUACGAUUCAGUUUUUUGUCUCUUUUUGUGCAUGUUUCAUGUGUUAUAUGAAGGAUGUUGGGAGUGGCAUUCUGAAGGCAUUAUAUUUGAGAGCUUCAGAGAGACUUUUCCUGGCAGGGUUUGCAGAAACACUAUUACGCCCUCGGGCUGUAUGGCGAAAGCAGUCUGGGCUUUAAUGCAUUUGCCGCUGAAGAAAGCUUCUUUGUUUAAAUGAGCUACAAGCAAACAUGGGUAUUUCUAAACCCUGUGUUCAAAAAUAGGUAACACUAAGAGAGAGACCAAGCAAGAACAUUGCCACACUUAAGCAUAUCAUUUAGUAUUUUAAAUGUUUAUAAGCUCUAUAAUGUUACUCAAUGCCAACAGAGAGACCCAUGUUGAAUCAAAAAAAUUUGAGUUGUGAGUGAAAAUACGCAAAGAACGAAAUUCAAAACCCUUCUGCGUAACUUGAGGCAAAAUAUUGAAAGAUGAAGACGUGAUUGUGUCUAGAUGAAAUACAUAUGAUUAAUAACAUACUUUUGCACUUAAAUACCGCUCAGACGCCAAGCUAGUAUGAAAAUAAGCAGCCAGUGUUUAAACAUUUAGUGGAAAUAGACUCAUGUCUGAGCUCACUGACAGAAUGAGGGUAGGCCUACUAACUGUGAUGCAUAAAUUUUUUAAACCAUCUUUGUGAAUGAAUAAUUAUUAGCCCAAUUUAUCAGAAUGGUUCAUCUCUCCGAUUGUUUGAAGCAGGUUGAAGUUGACAUUAUAAUGUUAGAUACUAAAAUGUGUGAGUAAAUGGUAGAUACAUCGUAAACAGGGUGCUGUCUGAUUUCACAAAACGGUUAUUUCAGAUUUAAGGUCAAAUGUGUGGUCUAUAAAAUGCGUGUGAAUACUUGUGCACUUGUCUUGAGUGAAAGUGAAAAUAAAGUACAACUCCCAGAGUUCUUACAAUCCUGGUCUCAAGACAAGUCGUAAUAAUAUUACGAGAUGGCAAAAUUGUAAGAAAUCAUGUGUUGGCUCGUACAAAAACUAAACGAACCAACAAACCAACAAGCAAGGUUUUUAGGUUAAUAAAGGAAUAUUCCGGGUUCAAUACAAGUUAAGCUCAAUCGACAGCAUUUGUGGCAUAAUAUUGAUUAUGACAAAAAUGUAUUUCGACCUUUUCUUAAAAAAAAAAGCAAAAUUCUGGGUUACACUUACAAUGGAAGUGAAUUGGGCCAAUCCAUAACGUGAAAAUACUCACUAAUUCAAAAGUAUAGCCACAAGAAGUACACAAAAUGAGUGUUGACAUGAUUUUAGUGUGAUAAAAUCGCUUACUAACCUUUUAACCUUAAACGACUUUAAAACUUACGAUUUAAACAACUUUACAGCUCAAAUAAUAUACGAUUUUUAACAGAAAAUAUAUAAGCUUAACAUUUCUGUCUUUAAGUCCUCCAAAACUUGGCCCAAUUCACUUCCAAUGUCUCACUGUAACCUUGAUUUUUGAAUUUUUUUUUUUUAAGAAACGGAGGGACAAAUUGAAAUUUUUUUUUUUUUUAUGGUAAUCAACAUUAUACCACAAAUGCUGACGAUUGAGCUUAACUUGUAUUGAACCUGGAAUAUUCCUUUAAGUUUAACCCCUUACCCUAACCCUAACAAACUUGUGUACCACGGAAGAAAGAAAACAAUGAUUUCGCCAUCUCAUACAAGUUAUUUUGCGAUGUCAUGAAGCUAUGUUAGUUCAUACACUAUACGUACAUUGGACGCCUUCUCCACUGCAUACACUCGAUGUAAUAUCUAUUUUUUAACGUGGUGCACAUCUGCUUUAUUUUUCCCAUUCGCCUAUGUUUUAUUUACAAACAUCAAUUGAUUGCGAUUAAUUUUACUUGUUGCUCUGCAACAUUGGUUGCUUCCAGUGUAGACAGUGUCGCACCAUGGCGUUGGUUGCCUUGAGUUAGGGGACUCAACUGUGGCCGUCGUUUCUUUGCCUCCAAAUUUCAUGACUGAUCAACAUCUCCAGAUCAAAGAUCAACAGAAGAAAGAAUAACCUCUUUCCAUUCUUUGUGUUCGUGUAACUCAGCAAUGCUGUUUCUUCUCGCCCAAAUGUGUUGAUCAAAAAGAUUAGGUCUCAUUCUUAUCCGUCUUGUUUAAACUCAAGAUGAUUAGAAAACAAUCCAGUAUUAGAGCUGAACACUUCAUGAACAUAAUGCCAUUUGCUUGGACUAAAUCAUGUGGUUUUCUUUGCUGACUGAUUAAAUGUCCACCGUUGAGGCAUCUCACCCCAUCCAGUAAGCACAACCAGACCCCCUAUAGGGAAGCCCACUCAAGCUUGGCUUUGUUCUAACCCACAGCGGCCCAGUUCUGUCAUCCAGCUACCACAAAGGGAAUAGCGAACCACUCCUUUCAUCUGCCAAAGGGUGAGUGAGAUAUCCCAACAUGCCUUCAACAGAAUCCUCAUACAUGCUCUCAAAACUACACAUUUAAAACCGCAAACACACACACACACACAAACAGCAAGCCACCGAACUGCUCAGAACAUCAAUGGACGUACUCAGAUGAUGGUAAAUCCCAACGUGGAUAAAGUUUGGGAGUUUUGAUAACAUUGUGUGACAACUGUGCACUGGCAUCAUGACCAUAUCUGAUGUAAGAUCAAAGUAAGAAUGCUUGCACAUUAGAGUUUAAGCUGCAAAUCUAUUGAUUCCAAUGGGGAUGGUGCGCAGAGGUAAAACGUAAAGGUUUGUGAAUGCAACGCUUUGUCAUAGGACCAAACUAAGAGAAAAUGUCAACUUUUUUAUGUAUACAUCCGUUGACCAAUGAGAAUUUUGCACAAGCCGGUCCAUUUGUGCUUUUCGAUGUGAAAAAUGUCAAUGAAGUGCAUUUGAAUGUUCUCAAGUGCAUCACCUAGUAGCAGAAGAAGCAAAAAUGGUCUUUACAUUGGAAUUAUUUCCAUAUCGUAGUAAUGCAUUUCACAUGUUGUAGAUUGGGCGAUGUCGUUGACCAACAUUUAAACAUCAUCAGUCCAAACCUCUGGAACCAUGUACAGUUAUUUGUAAAUUGAAACGGUCCGGAUGCAGAUUUCAAUUUGUAAACGGACCCUGAAAAAAUGAAAGAGAUGUUGACACUGCUUUAAUACUAGACUGAUAGAUUUCAAAAUUAGCAAAGCAAUAUGAUAUGUACAUACACAUAAAAAGAAGAGGAAACAUUUCAAAAUGUCUACCAAGAUGAAAAUUGUCAUUAUUUAAUGUAUUAAUAAUUAGACUGUGGUAUUAAAGGGCAUGUUUAUUUACA
Myxocyprinus asiaticus (Chinese sucker) is the source of this 6472-nucleotide messenger RNA. RefSeq names its product BTB/POZ domain-containing protein kctd15. The record is from RefSeq and is a predicted model, not a curated record. NCBI's taxonomy places the organism in Eukaryota, Metazoa, Chordata, Actinopteri, Cypriniformes, Catostomidae. The transcript is spliced from 5 exons. Gene Ontology annotation, molecular function: protein binding. Gene Ontology annotation, biological process: protein homooligomerization. Bases 877 to 1650 code for a protein of 257 amino acids.